GACCCUAGCGCGUAAUGGCCGCUGGCUAUCUUGGGGGAGCCUGCUGUUGGACUAUGCCCCACUGCCAGGAAAUAGGCGCCAGAAGGUUCUCCAACAAGAUCCCGCUUUACUAAGGCGGUAAAGGAGUUCACAGGUCUGGAAGGGGCUGUGGGAGAAGCGGGGCAGCGCUGAGCCAUGCUCAUGAACUGUGGAUUUGUGAGGAGACCCAGUUUCGUGGCACCACAGAGGCGCCCGCACUGGAAGGUGGUCUUGGGACCGACCGAAAACUACAAUUCCCAGCAUUCCUGAGGGGCCAGAACUACCUUUCCCUAAAGCCUGUGAGAGAGUAAACCGGUCUUCCGCCUCCCGCCCACCGGAAAACUCUGAGGACAUGAGUCGUCGCCGGGCUUGGCGGUUCUUGCUUUCCCAAGGCAGCGAGGAUCGUUGGGUUUCAAGCCCCCGCGGGCAUUUCUCGCCGGCCCUGCGGAGAGGUGAGGCAAGGCGUCGUGUCAUAGAUGCCUGAGUGCUCUCUAGGGAGACGACGACCGAGGGUCGCGCCUGCUCUAGCGAACCCGAGAAGCUGCCACGCCCUCCUCCCCUACUCACGCCUUGUGCUGGCAACGCCACUGCCGGCUGCCCCAACUUGCCCAGCUCGCCCCAAGGGGCGAGGACUGAGGAAAGCACCGCCUUUGUCUUCUUAGAGCGAGCCUUUGAAGGCCUGGGCUUCGCGUCCGGCUUCUUUCUCAGCCCAUGUUUCCCUUUUUUGAAGCUUGUAGGUUUGUCAGGAGCCAGAGUAAGACUUCUUCACUACCACAACCAAAGAGGGAUAUGAUAGGCGGCCAGUGGACAUAACUCCUUUAGAACAAAGGAAAUUAACUUUUGAUACCCAUGCAUUGGUUCAGGACUUGGAAACUCAUGGAUUUGACAAAACACAAGCAGAAACAAUUGUAUCAGCAUUAACUACUUUAUCAAAUGUCAGCCUGGAUACUAUCUAUAAAGAAAUGGUCACUCAAGCUCAACAGGAAAUAACAGUACAACAGCUAAUGGCUCAUUUGGACUCUAUCAGGAAAGACAUGGUCAUCCUAGAGAAAAGUGAAUUCGCAAAUCUGAGAGCUGAGAAUGAGAAAAUGAAAAUUGAACUAGACCAAGUUAAGCAACAACUAAUGCAUGAAACCAGUCGAAUCAGAGCAGAUAAUAAACUGGAUAUCAACCUAGAAAGGAGCAGAGUAACAGAUAUGUUUACAGAUCAAGAAAAGCAACUUAUGGAAGCAACUACAGAAUUUACAAAAAAGGAUACCCAAACCAAAAGUAUUAUUUCAGAGACCAGUAAUAAAAUUGAUGCUGAAAUUGCUUCCUUAAAAACACUGAUGGAGUCUAACAAACUUGAGACCAUUCGUUAUCUUGCAGCCUCAGUGUUUACUUGCCUGGCAAUAGCAUUGGGAUUUUAUAGAUUCUGGAAGUAGUAUUAAUGCUCGUACUGCUGCGGCUAUUGGCUUCUUAGAACACCAAACCAAGAGACAUUUACUUUGAACAUUGUCAGUUGCAGCAAAACUUUACUACACAAGUUUAUUCAAAGUAUACAUGGACUAAAAGAGGAAGGGUUUUAGAAUGAGAAGACAUAUUUUGUCUUUAUUAUGUGUGUGUCUUUAUUAUAUUGAAAAGCUGUCAUUCAAACCUGGUUUGAGAUAGAAGAGCAUUUUGUCCUUUUGAUAAUUCAUAGAAAUUGAACCAGUUUUCUUGUGUUUGCUUGAACAAUUGUGUAAAUCAUACAGGAUUUUGUUGGUAUUGGCUGCAUAUUUGAAAACUAUUCCCUAGCCUACAUACUUAUUACUGAAAUAACUUUCCUGAUAACCAUUACAUAAUUACAUUUUUCUAUAAAAUAAAAGAUUAUUAAA
Messenger RNA from Cebus imitator (Panamanian white-faced capuchin), 1874 nucleotides. It is a transcript of the gene CCDC90B, whose product is annotated as coiled-coil domain containing 90B. Gene Ontology annotation, cellular component: mitochondrion. NCBI's taxonomy places the organism in Eukaryota, Metazoa, Chordata, Mammalia, Primates, Cebidae. The coding region runs from base 981 to 1442 and encodes 153 amino acids. The record is from RefSeq and is a predicted model, not a curated record. The transcript has 9 exons.